Molecule: messenger RNA, 676 nt
Organism: Paramecium pentaurelia
Lineage: Eukaryota; Ciliophora; Oligohymenophorea; Peniculida; Parameciidae
Source: the annotation of a GenBank genome assembly
AUGAGUGAUACAGAAACAGAAUCAUUGAAUCCUUAUUAUAAGGACAUUCUUGCAUAUCUACACACUCAAUAAAUUCUGAUAUUUUAACAAGAUGAUAUGUUGGAUGAGUUUAAAAUACUAUCAUAAUUUUAAUUUAGGCUAAAACUUAAAAUCUCAACAUUAUACCUAGCCAAAUCAAUUUAUUUAAGAACUAAUAUAUUAACAUAGGAUUAUUUAUUAACAAGUCUUUAGAUUGCAACUAAAUUUGAUUAAUAAGAGAGAUGCAAAUGGUAGAUGUCUACAAAAAUAGAAACACACAUUUUACAAAAGUUAAAUUUUGAAAUAACUAAACCAACUGUAAUGGAUUUUAUUGAACAACUAAUCUAUUACAUUAAAAAAACAAAAAGAAUAUCAGCUGAAUAAGUUCGAUUGAUAUAUACUUUAUCAUUAAUGGCAUUACCUUGGAAAUUGAAUUACGAACCUUCUCAAAUUGCAUUUGCAAUUAUUGUAUACUCUUCAUUCAUUUUAGAUCAUAUCCUUCACACUCAAAAACAUCAAAAAUCAUGAUUUCCAAUCUGAUUGUUAUCCUGAUGUUUGUUAACAACUACUCAAUAAGUAUGAUUAGAAUAUCAUUAUUUCCUAAAAAUAUCCAUCCAGCUUUAUUCUAAUCAAAAAGAACUUAUAUAGGCUCUAUUGA